AUGGCGCUGAGUGACCUCCUUUACCCAGAUAACCCCAAGAGACGGCAAGAACUGAUCCACUUGCACCAAGAAUUGCUCGACUGCAUGGCCACAAAUUUCCGUGCAACAAAUGAGCUGGCUGGAGUGCUGAAUGAACACCUGGGUUGUACCAUUACCCACAUUCACAUGAGAGAGAGCAGCACUGUCAAGGAAAAUUGUGAUAUUAUCAUUCAAGCAAUGAGUGAGAUUCAGCAUCAGGUACAGAAGAUUGAUAGUGACAUGAAGGAAAAGCUCGAGCCUGUGCUGUACCAGAAGCUGUAUGACAUCAAAGAGCCCGAGUUGGAGAAAAUUGCAAUAGCCCAUAAAGUUUUUUCCAUUGUUCUUGGUGAAGCGACUUCAACAGCUGCGAUGGUAGCCAUCAAACUACUUAGCUCCAAUGUUAUAACUCUCACUGUGAGCAAGCUUGUCAGCCUCCUUGCACAGAUUGGGGCAUCUGUUCUUGGGGGAAUCAGCAUCACCAUUCUUGGGCUUGGCAUUGAAAUGAUCCUCCAUGCCAUCCUAGGAGCUGUGGAGAGGAAUCAGCUUCUGGCAGCUGUGAGGAGCUACGAGAAGCACCUGGCUGAGUUUAAGGCAGCCUCAGAAAAGUACCAGCGUGCCAUACGUGAAGUGACUUCCUUGGUGAGACAGCAGGUUCAGGGAAUGAAGACUGAGUUCUCUCUCCUGCUGUGA
This is a messenger RNA of Mesitornis unicolor (brown roatelo), 708 nucleotides long. RefSeq names its product single-pass membrane protein with coiled-coil domains 3 (gene SMCO3). The transcript has a single exon. Lineage: Eukaryota; Metazoa; Chordata; Aves; Mesitornithiformes; Mesitornithidae. The coding region runs from base 1 to 708 and encodes 235 amino acids. The record is from RefSeq and is a predicted model, not a curated record.